Molecule: messenger RNA, 1395 nt
Organism: Trichomonas vaginalis G3
Lineage: Eukaryota; Parabasalia; Trichomonadida; Trichomonadidae
Product: transcription corepressor protein
Exons: 1
Coding region: 1-1395 (464 amino acids)
Biological process (GO): regulation of transcription by RNA polymerase II
Cellular component (GO): histone deacetylase complex
Molecular function (GO): transcription corepressor activity; protein binding
Source: RefSeq, a predicted model, not a curated record
AUGUGUGUUUCUAGUGAGGAAAUUAACUUACUAGUUCAGCAUUAUCUUCAAGAACUUGGAUAUGAUCAUGCUGCUUUUGCUUUCGGCUGUGAGUCGAAGAUUCCAACAAAAGAAAUAGCUUCACAAGAAAUACCUCCAGGAGCCUUAGUUUAUCUUGUUCAGAAAGGAAUUAUGUAUGCACAAAUGGAAGCUGCAGCAGAUGAAGCAAGUUCUAAUCCAGAUACUUUAUUUGGACAUCAAUUAAAUUUAUUACGAUCAAAUAUUCGACAAAGUUCUGAAAUAGCAGAAGAAUUAAGCUCCGCAACGCGUAGACUUAGGAUUUUACCAUCAUCUGAUCAAACAGAACCUCUAGAGUUUUAUUUAUCUCAACAAUCAUCUUUAGUUCUCGAAGGCCACGCAGGCCCAGUGAUUUUAUCGGCCUGGAACAAGUCAAGCGAAUUACUUGCAACAGGAUCUACCGAUGGAACAGUUGUAGUUUGGCAGUUUAAGCGCUCAGAUGUUCCAGAAUCAUUAGAUUGCAGCGUUCUUGACGAUCCGAUAGUUAUCAAACCUACAGUGGGUCCGCAAGAUAAGGCAGAUAUUACGGCAUUACAAUGGUCGCCAAUUGAUGAUAUUCUCGUUAUUGGAACUUAUUGCGGUAAGUUUUUCGUUUACAAAGCUGGAAAUGAAAUAUUCCAGUCAGAGCAAUAUAAAUCUCCUAUUGUAAGUAUCUCUUUCUCGCCAAAUGGUGAACAAUUCGCUGUUGGAGCAGCAGGAGGCGAAGUAUCGAUUGUUAAAGGAACUACAGUUAGUACUUCCCUUAAAUUAGAGCCUGGCAUUAUGGAUGUCCAAUGGAUGGAUGAUAAUUCUGUAUUAAUUGCGGCAGGAAUGAAAAUUACCAAAAUUGGAAGCGAUGGAAAGCCAUCAACCUUCUUAGAAAACUCCGAUCAGAUUAUACAACUCAUUACAUCUCCAAAACAAGAGAUUGCUGUUGCAGGAGACAAAUCCGGAAAUAUUAUUCUUAUUAAACCCGAUGGAAAGGUUGUUAGAACAGAUAAAGCUCAUGCUUGCAGUGUAUCAUCACUUACAUUCAACGCCGCUGAUGGUAAAUUCACUUCAGGAGCGUUAGAUGGAAGUAUCGAAAUUUCAAGUGUCGAUGAUGAGACAAAGAUAUCAUUUAAAGAUGCGCACGCACCAAUUAUCUCUAUUGUAUACGAGAAAGAGAACAAAUACUUCGCUACGGCCGCUUCAAAUGAUAUUAUCGGAUUAUACUCCAUCGAAGAGAACAAAUUAUUACUGACAUUCGAAUCAAUCGACUCAAUAAAUGGAAUGUCGUGGUCUCCUGAUGGUAGAUUCUUAACUAUUUGCGUUUCCAAUGGUCAAGUCAAUGUUAUAGAUUUUGCUCAGAUUUGUUAA